Messenger RNA from Patiria miniata (bat star), 3350 nucleotides. Its product is annotated as WD and tetratricopeptide repeats protein 1-like. The transcript has 15 exons. The record is from RefSeq and is a predicted model, not a curated record. Gene Ontology annotation, molecular function: protein binding. The coding region runs from base 185 to 2290 and encodes 701 amino acids. Lineage: Eukaryota; Metazoa; Echinodermata; Asteroidea; Valvatida; Asterinidae. Gene Ontology annotation, cellular component: Cul4-RING E3 ubiquitin ligase complex; cytoplasm. Gene Ontology annotation, biological process: negative regulation of fatty acid biosynthetic process.
ACCACCAUUGUUUGUGCACAGACGUCCUGGGAACAAUGUUACCAAAGUCCGUAUGGUUUACUUGUGUGAUGUGAUAUGCCAACAACGUAUUGCGUGUACCGCAUCAUCGAAGUGGCAUUUAAUUUUGACAUUUUUCCAAGACCUCUUCGGCCUAUGGUUACUUGAUGAUAUGACUGAAUGAACUAUGGAACCAAGGGAGGGCACCAACACUGUCAAGCAUAUUUUUCAUCGCCAGAUUCAAGACACAUUUCGCAUUAGUUUCCAGCGUUCGCACCAUGUGGAUGAAGCCUUGAUCAACAGGCUAGGCCUGCUGCAUGAAUUGGAGGGUCACAAUGGCUGUGUCAACUGCCUGGAAUGGAACCAUUCUGGUCGAUUGUUAGGCAGUGGUUCCGACGACUUCAAUGCAAUCGUUUGGGACCCUCACCGGAGACGGAAACUCUGUACACUAAGAACCGGUCAUCAUGGGAAUAUAUUCUCAGUUAAGUUCCUUCCUAAUGCAAAUGACGAGACAUUGGUGACCGGCGCGGCCGACCACAAAGUCCGCAUCCACAACCUACCCAAUCAGGAGACCACGCAUGCCUUCAGCUGCCACGCCGGCCGGGUCAAGCGGCUAGCCGUGGCCCAAAAUGUGCCCUACAUGUUCUGGAGCUCUGGCGAGGACGGAACGGUCAGACAAUUUGACCUGCGAGCGCCGCACACAUGCAUGGACAGUUGCAGCAACGUCCUGAUCAACCUGAACUGUUACAUCGGCAAACAGGCUGAAUGCAAGUGCCUUGCCAUUAACCCACACAGACCAGAACUCAUGGCCGUUGGUGCUAGUGAUCCCUACGUGCGGCUGUACGAUGCUCGGAUGUUGACGCCCCACGCUGUGCAUUUCUCCCGAGAUGAGAGGAUGGGAUCGGCCUGGAUGAGACCCAUGGCCGCAGACCCAGACGAAUGCGGUCUCCUACCCAGGGGAUGUGUGCAAUAUUUUGUGGCAGGACACCUGCCACUCAAGGAAAACGACCGGAAAAGAAAAUACCGAUCGUUAGUCUCCACCUACGUCACCUUUAGUCCCAGCGGGCGCGAGCUCCUAGUCAACCUGGGCGGUGAGCAGGUCUAUUUAUUUGACCUCUACAACCUGCAGCAUCCCAAGGCGUUCAACGUCGGCGAUUACGUACUACCAGAACACAGCAAUGGUGUCUGCAAAGAAGUCUCAAGUCAAGUCGCUGAGGCGCUAUCAGCCAAUGGCACAUCCAUCGGUUCAACCAACGGAGUGACCAAACACUUAUCCCAUGCAAGCAGCUACAGGCUACAGGAAGGUUCUCCUGGCUCUACCCCAUCCACGAGUAAGGAGCUCCCGCCCAGAGCCGAAGCCCUGAAGCAGGAGGGCAACCGUUUCUACUGCGACUUGAAGGACUACACGUCAGCAAUAAGACUGUUCAACCAGGCGCUCAGCAUUGCACCAAACAGUGCCAUACUCUUUGCGAACAGGGCUGCGGCAUUUAUGAGGAGGAAAUGGGAUGGCGACCUGUACGCAGCCCUCCGAGACUGCCACCGUGCCUUGGCCCUGGACCCCUCCCACCGCAAGGCCCACUUCCGGUUAGCCCGGUGCCUGCUGGAGCUGACCUGGGCGCGGGAGGCCCAAGACUGCCUCAAACAGUACAAGCACAACUACCCGGAGUACAGCAAGCAGCGGGAAUUUGAGGCCUUGGAUAGGGACAUCACGACGGCAGUCUUCUCAUUGUGUGACAGUGACAGCAGUACCAGUGACAAGGAGAAAGUAGACACCUCCCCAAGACGACGAUGGAACCAUCCAGACCGCAUCUCAGACGAGGAGAGAAUACUGAGAAGCGAGGCUUACGACUACGCGGAGCGGUUCUGCGGCCACUGCAACACCACCACGGAUAUCAAAGAAGCUAACUUCUUUGGAAGCAAUGGUCAGUUUAUCAUCGCGGGGUCAGACGACGGCUCGUUCUUUGUCUGGGAUCGCAAGACCACCAACAUCGUCCGGGUGCUACGCGGCGAUGACUCCAUCGUCAACUGCUUACAGCCUCACCCUAGCUUCUGUCUGCUAGCUACCAGCGGCAUCGACCAAGUCGUUAGGUUAUGGGGACCUAAAGCACAGGAUGGGAAAGCUGAAGAGCGAUGUAUCCGUGAGCCAGACACGGCAGCCACGGCCAACCAGCGUCGCAUGAACGCCGAUCCGUUAGAGGUCAUGCUCAUGAACAUGGGCUACCGCAUCACCGGGAUGUCAGACGGCUCCGACGACGAGAACGAAGGUGGACCAGUCCAGUGCAACACCAGCUGAGAUAGAAAAAAAAUGAGAGGAAACUUCCUGGAAACUAGAGAUUUUUUUGGUUUGUUUUUUUAUCUCAGAAACUCUUGUAUGAUAGUAAAAAAACAAAGAGACUGGUGCCGGAAGGGUCAACACAUUCCUUAGAGGCACGGUGACGUUUGGACCCCGCCUGCUGUUCGUGGCAGCCAUCUUGGUCUGGUACCCUGAAGCCCAUAUUGCUCAGAAACAUUGUUUUCUUAACAAUAAUGGGUACCAGCCUAACUGAACUCGGUGGCGCGGGACCAACAUCACUGAGUUGUUAAGCGGAGGAAAACAUGCUUAGCGAUUAAUCUCCUUAGCUAAAAUGCAAAAAGCUGAGAACAGCUUGAUUUUUCUAAUCAAGUAAUCCAUUUUUUUCUAUUGAAAGCAAGAGUGUGUGCUAAAACAGCUGCGUAAAAAGGAUGGACUCCGUGCGCUAGUGUAGUUAGAUCGUUGCCAUAUUGGUCUGGAUCCAAGGAUACAAGGCAUUAUCAAGUCCCUGCAAUGUACAACUUUUUUGUUACCAGACUAUUAUUUUGCUGAAUGCCUUGCUGGUGGUUUGAUUCAGAAAAAAACAAACACAGCUGCCCCACUGUAAUUAAUGCGUGUGGUGUUUUGGGGCAUUGCUUGGGAAUACUUUUCCCUACAAGUCUGGCCUAAGCAAGACAAAAGUUGAGGUAUUUGAAGUUGAGCUAAAUCAUUUCCGAAAGGAACCGUCAUUUUCCAAUUCCAUAAAACAACAACAACCAGAAUCACCAUGGUUUUCUAAAUAGUUGUACAGAUUAAAAAUCACAUUUAUAAACUUGCUAUCACAAUUUGACUUUUUCAAAAUAAGGAUUUUGUGUUAAAAACAGUUGCCAGUUUAUCUAUGAAAUAUAUAUCAAAUGUCUUGCGUUCCUUCUUGUUGAAAGGGUCUGUGUUUGAAGUCAAUGAAUUGAUUGAUCACAAGUUUGUAAGAAAACAUAAACAGAAUUGCCACUUUUACAAGCAAAAAGUGACAAUUCCUAAUGACAAAUGAAACCCUCAAAUGAGCAAACCAUGCAUGGUUCUAGAA